Xiphias gladius (swordfish) is the source of this 1734-nucleotide messenger RNA. It is a transcript of the gene abhd17b, whose product is annotated as abhydrolase domain containing 17B, depalmitoylase. Bases 606 to 1472 code for a protein of 288 amino acids. Gene Ontology annotation, cellular component: endosome membrane; plasma membrane. The record is from RefSeq and is a predicted model, not a curated record. Gene Ontology annotation, biological process: protein depalmitoylation. The transcript has 4 exons. Gene Ontology annotation, molecular function: palmitoyl-(protein) hydrolase activity. NCBI's taxonomy places the organism in Eukaryota, Metazoa, Chordata, Actinopteri, Istiophoriformes, Xiphiidae.
CUUUUUGCUAUUGGUCCACGGAACUGUCAAUCGCCGCCAAGAUAACUCACAAGCCAAGAUAACAAGCAGAGUGAUAUACACAACUAAAGUGGUGAUGUUUCCGAGGCCGGUGGUACUGCGGUGAACUUUUUGUUAAACCCCUGCGGAUGUGUGACAAGAAUUUAAUACAUUUUUAGACCUUUAUCGAAAAUACCCAUGUCGCGGUUGAGCUGUGUAGACUUGAACGUUUUGAAUGAAUUGACCUCGUUAUCAUUCAGGACCAUAUGUUGAGAAAACCGAGCGGAGGAAAAAGAAACGACGGCUUAGGAGGCUGUCUGGACCCGAGGACGAGAAGCGACUAGCUAAUAGUAACUCUCAGCUGUGGUGCCAAGAGGGAUAUCCACACUCAAAGUGACAUCGCUAACAAAUAGGACACGGAACAGAAGAUAAUCUGGCCGAAGAUAGCCUUGUGAAUCUCCUGUCGCCGAGAAGAAGACAAAUUAGUUGGCUUGGAGCGAAGAAAACAACUGACUUCGCCGACGUUGGCCAACGCUGUCAACUGAAAAUACAAAGAAAAAAAAAACAAAAAAAAAACAAGCGUCCAGCCACCGUCCAGUGUUUUAAGGAUGAAUCACUUAUCCUUCAGCGAGCUAUGCUGCCUGUUCUGCUGUCCACCGUGUCCUAGUAAGAUUGCCUCUAAGCUGGCCUUCCUGCCCCCAGAGCCAACCUACAGUCUCAUGUGUGAUGAGAGUGGCAGCCGAUGGACGCUGCACCUCUCUGAGCGCGCCGACUGGCAGUACUCAGCCCGAGAGAAGGACGCCAUUGAGUGUUUCAUGACACGCACCUCAAGAGGGAACCGCAUUGCCUGCAUGUUCGUCCGCUGCUCACCCAGCGCCCGUUACACUCUAUUAUUCUCCCAUGGAAACGCAGUGGACUUGGGCCAGAUGAGCAGCUUCUACAUUGGCCUGGGUUCACGGAUCAACUGCAAUGUCUUCUCAUACGACUACUCGGGUUACGGAGCCAGUUCUGGGAAACCCUCGGAGAAGAACCUCUAUGCUGAUGUAGACGCCGCCUGGCAGGCACUUCGGUCACGGUAUGGCAUCCGGCCAGAGAGCGUGAUCGUGUACGGCCAGAGCAUUGGCACCGUGCCCUCUGUGGACCUGGCUUCUCGCUAUGAGAGUGCUGCAGUCAUCCUCCACUCCCCACUCACCUCUGGCAUGAGAGUGGCCUUCCCUGACACCAAGAAGACCUACUGCUUUGAUGCCUUCCCAAACAUUGACAAAAUUUCCAAGGUAACAUCACCAGUUCUCGUGAUCCAUGGUACGGAGGACGAGGUCAUCGACUUCUCCCAUGGCCUGGCACUGUAUGAACGCUGUCAGCGCCCCGUGGAGCCGCUCUGGGUGGAGGGGGCUGGACACAACGACGUGGAGCUCUAUGGACAGUACCUGGAGAGACUCAAACAGUUUGUGGCACAUGAGCUAGUCAACUUGUAGAGGAACUAAAGAUAAGGGUGGAGAGGGAAGAAGAGAAGUUUCCAGGAAAGGAUGGAUGAUGGACAAGGGGUACAACUAUUUUUUUUUUCUUUCUUAUUUCGUGAAGUAAUGCAGGUAGAAGUGAUGUUUUGUCUAUGUAUUACUGACUUUAUGGUGGCUGACUUCUCUCAUUUGAGUACCUCUCCCCCUUGGAGCUCCAGUUCACCCGGACCAUGGCCUGCCAGUACCGUCCACUCCAUAUGCUGCAGCUGUGAACUUACAA